AUGAAGUUUCUUCUGUUGAUUCUAGUUCUGCAGGUUCCUGCCUCUGGAGCUGCUCCCCUGACCCAUGAUAAUAGAAGCAUAGAAAAAAUUGAUGUGACAUUUGCUAUAGAAUACUUGUCAAACUUUUACAACCUUCAGGAUGGAACUCCAAUGACAAAAAUGAAAAUCAAUAACAACUUCCUAGAGGAAAAAAUUCAGGAAAUGCAGCAGUUCUUUGGGUUAAAGGUGACUGGGCAGCUAGACAGCUCUACGCUGGAGUUGAUGCACACACCAAGAUGUGGAGUGCCUGACGCUCAGCAUUUCACAACAAUGCCACAGAGGCCAGUGUGGAACAAACGUUCUCUCACCUACAGAAUCCAUAAUUAUACUCCUGACAUGAAGCGUGAGGAUGUUGACUAUGCCAUCCAGAAAGCUUUUCAAGUAUGGAGUGAUGUGACGCCCUUGAAAUUCAGAAGGAUUAAUGCAGGCGAGGCUGACAUUGUGAUACUUUUUGCAUAUAGAGAUCAUGGUGACUUCAAUUCUUUUGAUGGCAAGGAUGGAAUCUUGGCCCAUGCUUUUGGACCUGGAUCUGGUAUUGGAGGAGAUGCACACUUUGAUGAGGCAGAAACGUGGAGUAAAAGCAUCCAAGGCAAAAACUUGUUUCUUGUUGCCGUCCACGAGCUUGGCCAUUCCUUGGGGCUUGGGCACUCCAGGGAUCCAAACGCCAUAAUGUACCCCAACUACCGUUACUUUGACCUCAACACUUUCCACCUGUCUGCUGAUGAUGUACGUGGCAUUCAGUCCCUCUAUGGAGGCCCAGGGACACACCAACCCAAGCCAAAUCCUGAUGGUUCAGGACCAGCUGCCUGUGACCCCAACUUGACUUUUGAUGCUGUCACUACAAUGGGAGACAAAAUCCUAUUCUUUAAAGACAGGUUCUUCUGGUGGAAGUUUCCUGAAGGUACAGCCACCGGCAUUAGUUCAAUUUAUUCUGUAUGGCCAACAUUGCCAUCUGGCAUUCAAGCUGCUUAUGAAGUUAAAGACAGAAAUCAAGUUUUUCUUUUUAAAGAUGACAAGUACUGGUUAAUAAGUGAUUUAAGACUACAGCCAAACCCUCCCAAGCGCAUACAUUCCCUGGGCUUCCCUGAGUCUGUGAAAAAAAUCGAUGCGGCUGUCUUCAAUCCAUUUCUCCAUAAGGCCUACUUUUUUGUAGAUAACCAAUAUUGGAGGUAUGAUGUGAAAAGACAGCUCAUGGACCCCACUUAUCCCAGAUUAAUUAGUAAAUGGUUUCCAGGAAUUAAGCCUAAAAUUGAUGCAGCCUUCUAUUUCAAAGGUAAGUAUUACUAUUUCUUCCAAGGUUCUAAUCAACUUGAAUAUGAUGUCCGGUCACAGCGCAUCACCAAAAGGCUGAAAAGCAAUAGCUGGUUUGGAUGUUAG
Castor canadensis (American beaver) is the source of this 1416-nucleotide messenger RNA. NCBI's taxonomy places the organism in Eukaryota, Metazoa, Chordata, Mammalia, Rodentia, Castoridae. The record is from RefSeq and is a predicted model, not a curated record.